Triticum dicoccoides is the source of this 1318-nucleotide messenger RNA. Its product is annotated as novel plant SNARE 13-like. Gene Ontology annotation, molecular function: SNARE binding; SNAP receptor activity. Gene Ontology annotation, biological process: vesicle fusion. NCBI's taxonomy places the organism in Eukaryota, Viridiplantae, Streptophyta, Magnoliopsida, Poales, Poaceae. The record is from RefSeq and is a predicted model, not a curated record. Bases 167 to 976 code for a protein of 269 amino acids. The transcript is spliced from 10 exons. Gene Ontology annotation, cellular component: SNARE complex; late endosome membrane; ER to Golgi transport vesicle membrane.
CUAGGAUCACACGACUCCAGCCCCCAACCAAACCCAACGGCUCCGCAGUCCGCACCAACCCCUCCCCCUCGCCCCAACCGCCGCCCUCCUCGCCUCCACCGGAAGAGCUGCUCCCCCCGCAACCGGGCGGAUCCCGCUAGGCGGAGGCGGAGAUCCGGCAGCCGCCAUGGCGGCGAGCGACGUGCCCAUGAGCCCCGAGCUCGAGCAGGUCGACGGCGAGAUCCAGGACAUCUUCCGCGCCCUACACAAUGGGUUCCAGAAGAUUGACAAGAUGAAGGACUCCAACAGGCAGUCCAAGCAGCUGGAAGAACUCACUGGGAAGAUGAGGGAGUGCAAGCGCUUAAUCAAGGAAUUUGAUCGUGUACUCAAAGAUGAGGAGAAAAGCAAUACUUCUGAGGUCAACAAACAGCUAAAUGACAAGAAGCAAUUUAUGAUCAAGGAGUUGAAUUCUUAUGUCACCAUGAGGAAGACGUACCAAAGUAGCCUUGGUAAUAAGAGGAUCGAACUAUUCGAUGCUGGUAAUGACCAGGUAGCUGAAGAUAACGUUCAAAUGGCAUCAGAAAUGUCAAAUCAACAACUGAUUGAUUCUGGAAUGAAACAAAUGGACCAAACAGACCAAGCUAUUGAGCGUUCGAAAAUGGUUGUUGCACAAACUGUUGAUGUUGGAGCUCAAACUGCUACAACUCUAACACAGCAAACUGACCAAAUGAAGAGAAUUGGCAAUGAGCUAGAUUCCGUUCACUUCUCAUUGAAGAAAGCUAGUCAAAUGGUGAAAGAGAUUGGUCGUCAGGUUGCAACUGACAAAUGCAUCAUGGGGUUUCUGUUUUUGAUAGUUUGUGGUGUGAUUGCGAUCAUUGUUGUCAAGAUCGUCAACCCGCAUAACAAGAGCAUCCCAGACAUCCCGGGACUGGCGCCUCCUGCACCUCCUGCGCAGAACCGGAAGCUGCUAUCCGUAGAUCCUUUCAGAAUGCUCUGAGCAUUCGGGAAUGGAAGUCUCGUGCCAUGCAGGUCUCUCGCUCUGAAGCCAAAACACACGAUGUCAACUGUUCCAUUGGUGCUUGCUUGUACAUUAUACCCGUAUGUAAUUUUCUUUGAUUGGUUCAUUCUUUCCACACUGGUUGCUGUUAGCUUCGGAUUGUUAGUAGCACUUCGGUUGUGUGGUGUUUAAAUUGCCUGGCUUUCUUGGUUGUGUACAUGCGUUAGUGGUGACCAGUGAGAGUUAUGCGAUUAAUGUUUGCUCGUAUACCUUCCUAAAACCAGCCGAUUCUAUUCAUUAUGAGAAUGUGAAUGUUGGCCAUCCAUUAUCCUGGCCUUGUGA